AUGGCAGGUAGAAUGAACUUUAGACCAGCCAACGCAGCUGUUUUUUUAAUUUUUGGUGUUGCAUGGAUAUUACUAAUAGUAUCAUUUGGAACUUAUUGGUAUCGUAUUGAUGUUAAUGAUUUGACAACCUAUGUCUAUUAUAACAAGAUCAAGACUGUGGGCUAUCAUGGAACUGGUGUGAGCGAUUUGGAGGAAACAGACUAUAACCAGAGAUUUGUUCAAAUAUUCAAGGCUUCUCUUGCAUUUUCAGUGUUGGCUUGGGUAACCCUCAGUUUGACAUUGAUGUUUAUCAUUCUAUCGUUGGUUGGUAUUCUCGCCAAAAUCCCAUUACCAUUGUCCAAGGUUACAAAGAUAAUCCUUCCAGCGAUUGCUCUUGUCUUUUGUCUCUUAUCAAUGUUUAUCUUUGUUGGUUUGGGUGAUGCUAGAUAUAGGGAUUGUGUCGACAUCAAUGGAAGAGAAAGUUGUGUUCGUGAAGAAUUCAAGUUUAUGUAUGACAAUGAUAACGGUAGCGUUGGUGGUCCCUACACUGGCUGGGCUGCAGUUGUCGUAAGUACCGCCUUUGUUUUAAUUGGUGGAGCCUUAUCAUUUUUAUUAGCCAAUUAUGAUCCAGUCUCUUAA
This is a messenger RNA of Cavenderia fasciculata, 618 nucleotides long. RefSeq lists its product as uncharacterized. The transcript has 4 exons. Bases 1 to 618 code for a protein of 205 amino acids. Lineage: Eukaryota; Evosea; Eumycetozoa; Acytosteliales; Cavenderiaceae. The record is from RefSeq and is a predicted model, not a curated record.